Xyrauchen texanus (razorback sucker) is the source of this 8848-nucleotide messenger RNA. Its product is annotated as zinc finger protein 62 homolog. Gene Ontology annotation, biological process: regulation of transcription by RNA polymerase II. The record is from RefSeq and is a predicted model, not a curated record. The coding region runs from base 887 to 5380 and encodes 1497 amino acids. Lineage: Eukaryota; Metazoa; Chordata; Actinopteri; Cypriniformes; Catostomidae. Gene Ontology annotation, molecular function: RNA polymerase II cis-regulatory region sequence-specific DNA binding; DNA-binding transcription factor activity, RNA polymerase II-specific. The transcript is spliced from 7 exons.
UUCAAAAUUUUCUUCCAUCAAUUUGAAAAAUCCAACCAAAUCUGCCAAGUAUCCUGUAUUGCAUAUGUGAAUCUAGUCAUGUCAAGGUGUACCGGCCCAUGGGCCUCUCAGUUCUUAAUCCAUCCUUGGUCUUAUGGACAGAGAACCAUUAACUGGAUUCUUCAAAAAGGCUUCGAGUCCACACACAGCAACCACGUUUACAUGGACUCCAGAAAGCGAGCUAUUGCGAGAAAGCAGUUCCAGUAUACAUGAUCUGUAUAAGCAGCGUACUCCUGUAUACAUGCAGCUCAGUCAGUAAGCAGCUUUCUCCACAGCAAUGUAAUUUCCCCACAACACUGUUGUGAAUAACAAACAUGGGUACUAGGGAAGAUUUCAGUAUUUUAUUAUCUGUUGCUUUGCUUUAUUUCCAGAUAUUCCAGAGUUCUUUCUGUGUUUGUUUCCUUACCUUUCUAUCUUGACCUCUAGUGGAAUUGCGCUUCAAUAGUGGGGUUUCCCUUUACGUAAAACUCAUAUUUUACAGCGCUGUUUAUAAAUGGGCACUUUUCCCACUGUACUCCCAGAAAUGUUUUGUUGGCUUGUUGUUUGGCUCAACCCUAUGAUAUUUGUAAUUCAGUUUGUUCCAUGCUCAUGCGCUCUCCUCACAAACCUGUCCAAUUCCUUGGACUGAUCUCUCCAUUAUUACACACUCCAAACCUGUAAAGGAUCAACUUUUAAUUUCUAGAAUAUAUCAGACAAUGUUUAUUCUCGCUGUAACAAUGUAAGUGUUAUCUUCAUAACUUUUAAAUAAGUUAUUUUGUUUAACAGAUUUGUUCUUGUGUACAAUCAUAUAAUAAUCUUGAGUUUGAUGAAUGUCAGUCCAUUAUAAUGAUGAUGUUUUUGUGUUCAGAUGUUCAUCAUGAGAGAACAGAUGAAUGUGAUCCACACUGGAGAACAGCAGAUGCUGCAGACACCAGUGAAGAUGUGUUCAGUGAAGCUGCUGGACUGCAGGAACCUGAUGAAGAUGAGAGGAGAAAUCAAAGUAGAGGAACAACAGAGUGAUGAAUAUUAUGAAGAAACCACAGCAAAGGAACAACAGAAGCUGAUGGACGUGAAAGAGGAACAUCAAGAGCUGAAUGAAGCAGAGAAGAAACAUCAUGAUUUCACAACUGGAGAAACAUCUUUGAGUUGCUCAAAGACUGAAAAUAAUUUCUCACCAAAAAAUCCUCAAAGAAGAGCAGCAAAGAAAUCUCUUACUUGCUCUCAGUGUGAAAAGAAUUUCGCAUGUAAAAAAAAUCUUAAUGUACACAUGAGAAUUCACACAGGAGAGAAACCUUACACAUGCCAUCAGUGUGGAAAAUGUUUUGCAUAUGCAGUUUCUCUCACAAAGCAUCUCCAACAUCACUGUAGCAGAGAAAAGCCAUUUGAAUAUGAUAACUGUUGUAAAGCAUUUGUUGAGGAUUCAGACCUAAGAAAACACCAGAAAAUUCAUACUGGAGAGAAACCUUACAAGUGCUCACACUGUGGAAAGAGUUUCACUCUGUCACAAAACCUGAAAACACACGAGAGAAUUCAUACUGGAGAGAAACCUUACAAGUGCUCACACUGUGGAAAGAGUUUCACUCAGUUACAAGACCUGAAAACACACGAGAGAAUUCAUACUGGAGAGAAACCUUACAAGUGCUCACACUGUGGAAAGAGUUUCACUCUGUCACAAAACCUGAAAACACACGAGAGAAUUCAUACUGGAGAGAAACCUUACAAGUGCUCACACUGUGGAAAGAGUUUCACUCUGUCACAAGACCUGAAAAAGCACGAGAGAAUUCAUACUGGAGAGAAACCUUACAAGUGCACACACUGUGGAAAGAGUUUCACUCAGUUACAAGACCUGAAAACACACGAGAGAAUUCAUACUGGAGAGAAACCUUACAAGUGCUCACACUGUGGAAAGAGUUUCACUCAGUCAUGUAAUCUGAAAAGACACGAGAGAAUUCAUACUGGAGAAAAAUCUUACAAGUGCUCACAUUGUGGAAAGAGUUUCACUCUGUCACAAGACCUGAAAAAGCACGAGAGAAUUCAUACUGGAGAGAAACCUUACAAGUGCUCACACUGUGGAAAGAGUUUCACUCAGUUACAAGACCUGAAAACACACGAGAGAAUUCAUACUGGAGAGAAACCUUACAAGUGCUCACACUGUGCAAAGAGUUUCACUCAGUCAUGUAAUCUGAAAACACAUGAGAGAAUUCAUACUGGAGAAAAACGUAUGACUAUGACAAGUAGAGCACGUAACUCCGAAGAGAAGACUGUGAGCAGUAACAGAAAUGAUCAUGAUUAUACUGACGCGAUGGAGGUUUCUGCUGAAUCUAACAAGCGUGUCUUGAAGGAAUGUGCUGCUGAGAAUUUACCUGUUACUCCCAGCAAAGUUCACAUAAUGAAGAAAGUGCGGCCUGAUCAGGUGGAAGAUAUCUCUAAUGCGGAUAUACUUGAGAAGAAGAAGAACAGCGCUGAUAAAUCAGAUAUUUGUUCUCAAGCGCGUCAACACUCCAGUCCAGUCGGUGGAAGUUGUUGUUUUGAAAACCUCCAGAAAACACAAGAAGAACUCAUUUCGAUAAGUGUUGUGAGCAGUCAGAAUGGAAGCUGCCAUAUGACCGGACCCUCCCUUCUCCAUCGAGCUAGCCUCGUCGGAGUCCAUGGCUUCAAGAUGUUCAUCAUGAGAGAACAGAUGAAUGUGAUCCACACUGGAGAACAGCAGAUGCUGCAGAUACCAGUGAAGAUGUGUUCAGUGAAGCUGCUGGACUGCAGGAACCUGAUGAAGAUGAGAGGAGAAAUCAAAGUAGAGGAACAACAGAGUGAUGAAUAUUAUGAAGAAACCACAGCAAAGGAACAACAGAAGCUGAUGGACGUGAAAGAGGAACAUCAAGAGCUGAAUGAAGCAGAGAAGAAACAUCAUGAUUUCACAACUGGAGAAAAAUCUUUGUGUUGCUCAAAGACUGAAAAUAAUUUCGCAGCAAAGAAAUCUCUUACUUGCACUCAGUGUGAAAAGAAUUUCGCAUGUAAAAAAAAUCUUAAUGUACACAUGAAAAUUCACACAGGAGAGAAACCUUACACGUGCCAUCAGUGUGGAAACGGUUUCACCGUGAAAAGCAAACUUAAUUUACACAUGAGGAUUCACACUGGAGAGAGACCUUUCACGUGCCAUCAGUGUGGAAAAGGUUUCACUGUGAAAAGCAAACUUAAUGUACACAUGAGAAUUCACACUGGAGAGAAACCUUUCACAUGCCAUCAGUGUGGAAAAUGUUUUGCAUAUGCAGAUUCUCUCAAAAAUCAUGUCCGACAUUACUGUAGCAGAGAAAAGCCAUUUGAAUAUGAUAACUGUUGUAAAGCAUUUGUUGAGGAUUCAGACCUAAGAAAACACCUGAAAACUCACACAAAUGAGAAGCCUUACAAGUGUUCUUUUUGUGGGAAAUGUUUUGCACACCUGUCCUAUUUUAAAGAACACCAGAAAAUUCAUACCUUUGCUGGAGUUCAUAUGUGCUUUGAAUGUGGGAAGACAUUUAUUACAGCCAGCAGCAUGAAACAGCACCAAAUAAUUCAUACUGGAGAAAAACCUUACAAGUGCUCACACUGUGAAAAGAGUUUCAAUCAAUCACAACACCUGAAAAAACAUGAGAGAAUUCAUACUGGAGAGAAACCUUACAAGUGCUCGCACUGUGGAAAGAGUUUCACUCAGUCACAAAACCUGAAAACACAUGAGAGAAUUCAUACUGGAGAAAAACCUUACAAGUGCUCACACUGUGAAAAGAGUUUCACUAAGUCACAACACCUGAAAACACACGAGAGCAUUCAUACUGGAGAAAAACCUUACAAGUGCUCACACUGUGAAAAGAGUUUCACUCAGUCAUAUAACCUGAAAACACAUGAGAUAAUUCAUACUGGAGAGAAACCUUACAAGUGCUCACACUGUGGAAAGAGUUUCACUAAGUCACAUAUCCUGAAAACACACGAGAUAAUUCAUACUGGAGAAAAACCUUACAAGUGCUCACACUGUGAAAAGAGUUUCACUCUGUCAUAUAACCUGAAAACACAUGAGAGAAUUCAUACUGGAGAGAAACCUUACAAGUGCUCACACUGUGGAAAGAGUUUCACUAAGUCACAUAUCCUGAAAACACACGAGAGAAUUCAUACUGGAGAAAAACCUUACAAGUGCUCACACUGUGAAAAGAGUUUCACUCUGUCAUAUAACCUGAAAACACAUGAGAGAAUUCAUACUGGAGAAAAACCUUACAAGUGCUCACACUGUGAAAAGAGUUUCACUCUGUCAUGUAUUCUGAAAACACACGAGAGAAUUCAUACUGGAGAAAAACCUUACAAGUGCUCACACUGUGAAAAGAGUUUCACUCUGUCAUGUAAUCUGAAAAGACACGAGAGAAUUCAUACUGGAGAAAAACCUUACAAGUGCUCACACUGUGAAAAGAGUUUCACUAAGUCACAUAUCCUGAAAACACACGAGAUAAUUCAUACUGGAGAAAAACCUUACAAGUGCUCACACUGUGGAAAGAGUUUCACUAAGUCACAUAUCCUGAAAACACACGAGAGAAUUCAUACUGGAGAAAAACCUUACAAGUGCUCACACUGUGAAAAGAGUUUCACUCUGUCAUAUAACCUGAAAACACAUGAGAGAAUUCAUACUGGAGAGAAACCUUACAAGUGCUCACACUGUGAAAAGAGUUUCACUCUGUCAUGUAAUCUGAAAAGACACGAGAGAAUUCAUACUGGAGAAAAACCUUACAAGUGCUCACACUGUGGAAAGAGUUUCACUAAGUCACAUAUCCUGAAAACACACGAGAGAAUUCAUACUGGAGAAAAACCUUACAAGUGCUCACACUGUGAAAAGAGUUUCACUCUGUCAUAUAACCUGAAAACACAUGAGAGAAUUCAUUCUGGAGAGAAACCUUACAAGUGCUCACACUGUGAAAAGAGUUUCACUCUGUCAUAUAACCUGAAAACACACGAGAGAAUUCAUACUGGAGAAAAACCUUACAUGUGCUCACACUGUGGAAAGAGUUUCACUCUGUCAUGUAUUCUGAAAACACACGAGAGAAUUCAUUCUGGAGAGAAACCUUACAAGUGCUCACACUGUGAAAAGAGUUUCACUCUGUCAUGUAAUCUGAAAAGACACGAGAGAAUUCAUACUGGGGAAAAACCUUACAAGUGCACACACUGUGAAAAGAGUUUCACUCUGUCAUAUAACCUGAAAACACACGAGAGAAUUCAUACUGGAGAAAAACCUUACAUGUGCUCACACUGUGGAAAGAGUUUCACUCAGUUACAAGAGCUGAAAACACACGAGAGUAUCCAUACUGGAGAAAAACGUACGACUGCGAUUAAUUUGGGAAAAGUUUAAACAAAGCAAGUAAUCUAUAUAGACAUGUAAAAGAGUAUUGCCCAAGAAGUCACAGUUGGUGGUCGACCAAUGUGUGUUUUUCAAUGGCCCAUACCAAUAAGCCCAUUGUAAACGAUAUAUACUGUAUGUCACCGAAGUCUUUUAAAUUAUGAUGGUUGUGGCCUGUCAGACUCUGUUUCCUUUAAACUACCUCUUUCUGCAUUUUCUAUCUUUAAAAUUCCAACUGUUGAUGAGAGAUCCCCUUUAAUUUGGAAAUACAGACCUGUCAGCUUGGUCCUCUUCCAACAUAUUUAGUUAAAGUAAGUUUUCUUCUCUUGGCUCUCAACGAAGGCGGUCACAUUUUCUCACCCUCUCCCCUUACCUUCCCUGCUUUGCUCCUCUCGUCACAUCUAGUCUACUGUCUUGUACUUUGAGAGACUCUCUCAGCACUGCUCUCCAAACUAAGACAUCAUGGAUUUGAUCAACUGGUCUCUCAACACCAUCUUCUCGACGAGAAGCUUGAGUUCGGGGGAACCUGACUGCCCUGACGGAACGUUUGCAGCUGGCUACACGAUGGACGCGUGGGAGAGGUGGCGGGUCGUGUGUCUGGCGGCUCUUUCCGUGGAGGACGUUGAAGAUAUCUACCUAUUCGGUAUCAUGAUAACAGGUCUUCUGCUGAUUGGAUUAGGCAUUGCCCUGGUUUAUCGAGGAGUUAAGACGGUGACAGCUGUCCAAAGCCUCACAAGGCUGCCCGUCAUGAUUGAAACAGUGGGCAGAGCUGUUUGCACUCAGACUGGGUCUAUGAACCAAAAUACGGAUAACAUAAUGGUGAAGCUCACAGCUUUUCAAAGGCAAAUGGAUCGUUUCAGAGACCAAAAUGGACCAGAUGAAUAGCCGUGUAAAUCAGAAGCUGCUUCUCGCCUCAAGACCAAACAAUCCCAAUCUUAUCUGUUUCGGCCGCCCUCAACCAGCACUGGCCUUGGCCAAGGCCGCUGUUGGAUCAACAACUCCCCCGGAAGAGCACUGCAGUGAGCCACUCUCGCGUUCCUUCCCCGACUCCCCAGACACCUGGUGAUUGUUGACUAUGUCUGGGACCUGAUCAAGGUUGUCUCCAUGGCAACUUGCUGUGUAUCGCUAUGACAACCCUGCGGACUGAGGCACCUAGAUUAGAUGCUGGCAUAGCGACUCUCCAGGCCUAAACUCUUACACAUAUAUACAGAUAUGCGAUCAUCUGCCCGAUACCCUAUCCCUCGCCGCUUUGUACCCCCAGUCUGACAGGCGGGUCUGUGACCAGCGCCGAAAAAUGGCUGCAGGACCGGAUGGCUGCUUGCCUGUGCUGGGCCACCUCCACCCCCAAUCCCCUCCCCUGUUGCAAGUCUUGUUCAUGUUGUAGAGUGUACUGAUUAUGUGCUAAUGUUGCUGAGGUGUUUUUUUUCUGUUCCCACACUGUACUUCUUAAGGAGCAUAGUCUGGGGGCUGCCUUUUUUUUUUUUUUUCCUCCACCUCUCCUCCAUGUCAUGCUGUAUUUCUUUCUAAUUCCCUGUCUUCCUGUCCUGUCUACCCCCUUGUCAUAUGUAUGUUUGUAUGGACAGGUCGAUGGUCAAUUUCACUGGUUUACUAUGUGACAAUAAAGGACUACUACUACUACAUCUUUGUCUACUGCUUCAAUAACCCCAAUACUCAAGAAACCAGGGCCGAUCCUACAAAUUUUGAUAAUUGUUGUCCUAUUUCAGAUUUACCGUUUAUUUCAUAAAUUAGUUUGGAAAGGAGUGUUGCAGUUCAGAUUCAUGAUUGUCUUUGAGCUAAUAAUUUGUUUGAACAAUAUCAAUUGGGUUUACUUCCACAUCAUAGUACGAAAACUGCACUUGUCAAAAUGACUAAUGAUCUGCUGUUGGCUGCGGAUUCUGGUCAGCUGUCAAUACGCAUUCUUCUUGAUCUGAGUGCAGCCUUUGAUACGAUCUCCCAUAAAAUCCUCCUAGACAGGCUGGACUCAGUUUUAAUUACGGAUACCCCUGUCUUGGUUUCGAUCGUUUCUUUCUGGUCACACUCAGUUCAUACAACUCAAACAUUUUAGAUCGAAAUCAUCAAGUUAUCACUGGCGUUCCACAAGGCUCAGUGUUGGGCCCUCUUCUAUUUCUUAUUUACUGCCCCUUUGUCAUAUAUUUUGGAAACGUGUCAAUUUUAACUGCCAAGCCGAUGAUACCCAGUUCUACCGGUCUUCCAAACACACUUCUUUCCUUCCUCCAGCUGUUUAUCUGAAAUUAAAAACUGGUUCUCAUCUAAUUUUCUCAAAUUAAAUUGUGGAAAAACGAAAUUCUCCUUGGAAGAACUACAUCUAUUUUUGGCAAAAACUGAUUUUCGACUGUGACUAUCGAUCAGUCCACUGCUUCUCCUUCACCACAGGCUAAGAGUCUGGGUGUUGUCCUUGAUAGCACCGUAUCCUUUGAAGCCCAUGUUAAUAACAUAACUCGCUCUGCAUUCUUUCAUUUACGUAAUAUUAAUCGUCUUCGUCCCUCUCUCACAUUGAACAGUACUACCAUUCUUAUUCAUGCACUGGUUACAUCACAUUUUGAUUACUGCAAUGCUAUCCUCUUUGGUCUUCCAUACAAACUUCUUCGUAAACUUCAGCAGGACCAGAACUCAGCUGCACGAAUAAUUUCUAGAACCCCCUCUAACACGUUUCACCUGUUCUUCAACAUUUGCUUCUGGUUAAGCACCGAAUUGAUUUAAAAAUCUUGCUUUUACAUACAAGGCUUUAAAUAAUCUUAUUACCUCGUACCUCUCAGAUUUUUUUCAUAGCUGAACACCUACUCGUACCCUCAGAUCUGACCACUGUUAUACAGCCCCUUACUAAUGGUAUUCCCUUCCUCUGGACAUUUAUAACAGUGAGUCAUCAUACUUUUAAAUCUCGUCUUAAAACACCUUUUUAAACAGGCUUUUUUGUAACUUUGCAUUCAAUGAGUUCAUACUUUGUAUCUUCCAAUGUUUAAUUGCAUAUCAUAGUAUUGUUUGUUUAAUGUUGUUAUUGUUGAUUCUUUUAAGGAUGGCUUAUUUGUGUUCUGUUUGUAAGGUGACCUUGAGUGUCGUGAAAGGCGCCUAUAAAUAAAAUUCAUUAUUAUUACUAUCUCCAUUUAUCUCGGGUUAGCUUUUGUUGACGUCAUUAGUCUUGGGGUUUACAUACUUUUUCCAAACUACACUUUGAAUAGUUGAAUGAUGAAUUCAAUAUGAACAAGAACAAUACAAUAAUUUGUGUGUUACUAGUUACAAUAAAAUGUGUUUGUUCAUUAUUUUAACUUAGAUGAUGGUCUAACCAGAUUUUAAGACAAUGUUAUUCAUAGACCAUAUAACGAAGUGCUGAACUAUAAACUUUGAAGGAUUUGAUAUCAUUGGGUCUCUGUGUCAUUUCUUUCUUCCCUCAUCUGAGCCGCAUCGAGACGGGGAUUGCAGAUCAAGAAAAUAAAUUAAAUACAUUGAAUGACAAAAUGAUCU